Poeciliopsis prolifica (blackstripe livebearer) is the source of this 7199-nucleotide messenger RNA. It is a transcript of the gene prox1a, whose product is annotated as prospero homeobox 1a. Gene Ontology annotation, molecular function: DNA-binding transcription factor activity, RNA polymerase II-specific; RNA polymerase II cis-regulatory region sequence-specific DNA binding. The record is from RefSeq and is a predicted model, not a curated record. The coding region runs from base 2945 to 5602 and encodes 885 amino acids. Gene Ontology annotation, cellular component: nucleus. Gene Ontology annotation, biological process: regulation of transcription by RNA polymerase II. The transcript is spliced from 9 exons. Lineage: Eukaryota; Metazoa; Chordata; Actinopteri; Cyprinodontiformes; Poeciliidae.
AGCAGUGAUGACGUAACUGUUUGAUGCAUCGAAUGAAUCUCUCUUGAGUGUUGCACACAGACUGUUUUAGUGUAAUUAGAAUUGCUCCCGUUUCAGACUUAUAAGUUGUAAGUUAUGAAUCUUCGACAUGAGCAUUGUUAAAAUGAUUUGAAGGCAGAAUCAGCCCAGUACUGGUUCACGUUCUCAGGUAAGAGAGGCUCACCUGGUAAAAAGUUAGUUAUUUUUGGUACUGGAAUUACACCGAAGAUAAAUUAGUUUAAUCAAAUCAUGUCAUGAAUAUGUGUGCAUGUACUCCUUAAGUCCAGGGGCCUACAAUGCAUUGCUAUGACAGGCCACAACAAUUAUGGAAAUGUUCUUCAGGAGGGUCAAAGCAUUACUUCGGGGCACCAGACCGUUAAUUCUGUGUUAUUAAUAGAAGAUCAUGGAGCAAGAAGAACAUCAGCGCCACGUUCUCUCAUAAAUGGAGAUAAUUAUCUUGGCAUCAUAAAAUCACACACACUUGAAUCUGUGUCCAAUCAAACACAGUUAUAGCCAUUUUUACUGCUGCUGCUGUUCAUGUUGGACAGAUGUGCGCGGUAAUGGCAUAGAGCGGGUGUUAGAAACAAACAUUAUAGAUAAUGUCCACGUGCAUAUCCGAGUUAAUCAUCAGAAGAAGUCUUCAAGCUCAGUUUCCAGGUUGCCACCUUACCCAGGGAAGCGGGUGUGGAGGUCCGCUCACCCGCUUACACACAUUUAUCAUAUUUAACACCUAGUAAGGAGGCCUGGUGACCCGAAAGAAACCGCAGACAGCUUGAAGAUGGCGGGAGGACGAGGAGGAGACGGGCUGAAGACACAGCUGUUAUUAGCUUUUCCGCCAGACGGCGGAUGAGACGGAAGCUGAGACAGUUGGACUGGAGAAGGAACGGCUGGACGGGAAAAGGGGGAAGAUGGGAGAUCCUUGGAGGGAAAGGAGGAGAUUGUGGAGCAUUAAUAAUGAACGGCGGGUCCUUGGAGACCGUGUUCACACAUUAAUAAUGAAUCACAUUCAGCUGGACGGCCAAACUCACAUCUCGGCACAACUUAAGGGGAGAAACAGCAGAAAAUUGAAUGUAACGCUUUAGGGUGAAUUUGGUCAACUUUUUACUUUGUAAAAAUAUUCAUAUCACAUUAAAACCUUAAACUUCAAUGCAAUUUAUUGCAUUUAUUCAACAACAUAGAAGUAAAUGUGAAGUUUAGGACAACCGUGAACUAAAAUCCAGUAAAAUAAGGACAGGUAUAUUUACUUGUAUGGCAUAUUUUAGCUGCAAAACAAUUCAAAGAGGAUUGCAUGAUGAAAACUUAAAACAGUACAAUAAAUGACCCGGACUAGAGCCUAAAACUAAUGAUGUUCCAGCUAUUAUUAAUCAAAAGACAUGUUUAAAAAGUGGGGGGCGUGGAGGGAGGUUUGUACAGGAACUCAGUGUUUUGGCAGCUUUGCAGAUUUUUUUCCAGAUCAGUGAACUGGAAGCUGCUUCUCUAUGUUUGGUUCUGGUUCUGAGGAUGCAGAGCAGAUCAGAUCCAGAAGACCUGAGAGGCACAUUAUCACUUCUUGAUGAUGUAAGGUAGAGCUGUGCAUCAUUUCCAUAAUUAUGCUAACUUACCUGUUAUGAGUUAGUGGAAGAUGUGGAUAUGAAAUGAUAAAGGAAACCUUUAUUAAUGUGAAUUUUUUUUUUUAUCAGACUGGUUUCACUUUGAAUCCACUUCACAAAAUCUUGAUAAAUUAUUGAAAACAUUUGGGUUGGCAUGAAAUGUGGAAAAGUUCAAGAGAUUGGAAAAACUCUUAAAAAACUAUAAUACAGUAAAAUAUGUAUUCAAACUAAAAAAAACCAGCAACUCAACAGUAGGUAUAUGUUGUUCAACUUAAAUAAUAACGAUCAUGAAUGGCUUCCAGAGUGGGAGUUGAAACGGGCUGCUUUCGUAGAUUACCCUGCGGCGGGAGCAGAUACGGCGAAAUGAUUCCUAAAAGAGGUCAGGGGUGGAGUUCGAAACGUUCCCAAAAAGCAUGUUUCUGCUCACAGUAAUUGAAACAAAUGAACAUGGAGAGUCUGGUGUGGACUGCCAGCUCCUGGUUUUACCCGGAGAAGGACGCAGAGACACAAGCACACAUUAACUUCUCAAUUACCUCAUUUUCCCUCUUCGUCUCUAACAUCUUCCCAUCGCUAUUUCGCACACACUCACUCCCUCAUUCGGCGUGUACACACACUCGCGCGCAAGCAAAUGAGCUGCUUGCUUAAAGCAAAUGGGCGGCCCUGAUGUUGAUUUGCUGCCAUUUGCCAACAAAGACCUCAGCUUGUUGCCCCUUCAUCCCUCUUUAUCAGCCUGUUCUUCUUCCCCUCGCUCUAGCUAGAAUGGGUGUGCAGCGCCGAGAGAUACACACAAAUGGACAAAACGUGUGUAUUGGACAUUGAGAACACACACACACUGUUCUGGGUGUAUAAUUACAGUGAGUGAAGCAGCACGGAGGAAUAAUUACAUAGCCUGGUUCCUGUUGUUGUUUCCAACAAAUAAACCAGUAAACAAACAAGAUGGAGGGUGAGAGAGAGGUCAAGGGAUCUCGCAUCUGUGCGCCUUCCGUUUUGCAAACGUUUGUCCGUCGCAUCACCUGCAGCAUCGCUGGGAGCACCGCUGGUGCAAGGCUGCCAAAGGUAUUUCCAAAGUGGGCAGGUUUCGAUCGUGGAGAAACAGAACCAGGAAGGAAGGAAUACAAGGACAGAAGAGGAUUUAUCCACCGAUUAAUCAAUCAGAUUGACUGAUUGAUCAAUUGGUUGAUUGAAUAGACGAAAGAGAAUCAAAGAAGCAAGAACACAGGAAAAAUACAAUGAAAAAGGGAGAAAGGACACGAGACAAGAGGAAGUAAAGGCUAAUCCUCUCACUGUCUGUUUGACUGUGAGGCCCCGUGGACAUGCCUGUUUAGCUGCCCUGCGUGAUGCCUGAUCAUGACAGCACCACCCUCUUAACCAGACAAACCAAGCGCAGACGUGUCGACAUCGGGGUGAAAAGGACUGUGGGUAGCGCGAUAUUUCCCCGUGCCCGGGAGACCCUGCUCGAAGCCAUGAACCAGUCGCACGGCCCUGAUCAGGACGGAGAUCUCUCCCUGGUGAGUCACGGCCACGGGGCCGCCAACGGUGACGGAGAGAAGACAAACGUCCUCAGAAAGCUGCUGAAAAGGGCCAACUCUUAUGAAGACGUCAUGAUGCCUUUUCCUGGGGCUACAAUCAUCUCCCACUUAUUGAAGAACAACAUGGGGAAGAACGGAGGGAGUGACUCAGGCUUUCAGGGUAGUGGAGCUCUGUCCAGUGGAGGUUCGGAGAUUCAGGCCGAAGACGCCUGCAGUAACUCUUCACGGGACAGUCCAUCCGACUGUCUUUCCCCUGGUCCUCCUCUGCCUCCUCCAUCGUCCUCUAACUUUGGACGACCGUUGCCGCCCUCGAAUCACAUUUCUCACACCUCUUCUCAAUCUUUAUCCUCCUUUGACUUGGACCGACUGUCGGACGAGCAUCUCCGUGCCAAGAGAGCCCGCGUGGAAAACAUCAUCCGCGGAAUGAGUCACUCCCCAUUGGUCCGUCCCAAUGCCGGUGACCACAACCAGGAGGGCAAUCGUGAGAACGAAAAUGGCAGCAGCAACAGUAACAAUCACAGAGGAGAGGACGGCAGUCAUAACAGCAGCCGCGGCGGCGAUUGUCCUUCCCUCCUCAGCUCUCCUGGUUCGCGAGGCGGUGUGGUCGGCAUCGGCGAGGUUUACAGAGAGAAUAAGAGGAAACAGCGUCUCCCACAGCAGCAACACAGUUUCACCCAGCUAGUUUGUUCCAGGCAGGAGCAGAGACAGGAAGAGAGAAGGCAGCUCAAACUACAACUUGAAGACAUGCAGAAACAACUGCGUCAACUUCAAGAGAAGUUCUACCAAAUCUAUGACUCUGAGACAGAGGAAGAGGAAGAGAACAUAGUGAAUGGAGAGGUCAACCAAGGAGGGGAUAGAGAGGAGGAUGGCAACCUUUCAGAGGACAGUAUCCGCUCUGACGGCCUGGAGGAGAGGCACAGAGACAGAGGCCGGCAUAACCAUGAUGAUCUAUCCGAGUUGGACCCGGGACUUUUCCUGGACAGAGCCCGAGCCCUCCUCCGAGAACAAGCCUUGAUAGAUGGAGAAAUGGAGGAAGAUGCUGACAGCCGGGAAGAGGAGGAAAGAAACGGAGAAAGGGUGAUGAAGAGGAGAGGGGUAGCAGGAGGAGGAGGAGGAGGAGGUGGCCGGCAGCUGGCCGAGACACUAAAGCAGGAGCUGAACUGUGCCGUGUCACAGGUCGUUGACACUGUCGUCAAAGGCUUCUCCUCACCCAAGCAGAACACCGGUCACCAUCAUGGCUGCCACAGCAGUACGCCAGCUGCACCUUCUUCUUCCUCCAACUCAUCCUCAUCUUGUCCACCUCCUUUCGGGCCACUGCCCUCGCUUACCCCAGAGUCUCGUUUUGGUGGUGGUAAUUUGGCACUCAGCUUGAAUGGUGAAGGCAGUCCCACCCCUAACUAUCAUUCCUCCAACCAGAGGCUGCAUUGCUUUGGGGAUGUAAUUGUCCCUAGCCCUCUAGAUUCGUUUGGUGGUCUGAGUAGCAGACUUAGUGGUGUGCCAACACCCAACGAUCAAACGGAGGCUCUGCCGCUUGUAGUGCGCAAGAGUGGGAGUGCGGUAGAGACCCCCAAUGCUUCUCUUCCUCCUCCUCCACCUCCUCAUCAUCCCUCCCUCCACCCAUCUCCGCUCACAGCUUCCCUCGGCUUUAGCCCGCCAUCAUUUCGCCACCCAUUUCCUCUCCCCCUCAUGGGUUACCCUUUUGGGAAUCCCCUAGGAUCACAUGGGGCUGGAGGUGGCUACCCCUCAGGACCAAAAGACCACAGUCGGGUAUCCCCCGACUCUAUGGACAUAACCCGGGAAACUGUCAGCCUCAGAACCAAGAUGGCAUCUCUCAGCGGGGCCCACAUGGGCCACCAUCACCACAGGCAGAGCUCUCCAAGCCACCAUGGACCAGAGGGCCUGUCACUGUCCCUCAUCAAGUCAGAGUGUGGAGAUCUGCAGGACAUGGCUGACAUAUCUCCCUACUCAGGCAGCACUAUUCAGGAGGGCUUGUCUCCAAACCAUCUGAAGAAAGCCAAGCUGAUGUUCUUCUACACUCGCUACCCUUCCUCCAACAUGCUCAAAAUGUUCUUCUCUGACGUCAAGUUCAAUCGUUGCAUCACCUCCCAGCUGAUCAAGUGGUUCAGCAACUUCAGAGAGUUCUACUACAUCCAGAUGGAGAAGUUUGCCCGUCAGGCCAUCAAUGAGGGCGUAACCGCAGCCGAAGACCUGACGGUGAGCCGGGACGCAGAACUCUUCAGGGCCCUCAACAUGCACUACAACAAGGCCAACGACUUUGAGGUUCCCGAUCGGUUCCUGGAGGUUGCCCAGGUGACGCUCCGCGAGUUCUUCAACGCCAUCGUAGCCGGGAAGGACGCCGACCCGUCGUGGAAGAAGGCCAUCUACAAAGUGAUCUGCAAACUGGACAGUGACGUCCCCGAGGUCUUCAAAUCCCCCAACUGCCUCCAGGAACUCCUCCAUGACUGACUAGGACGAGCGAGGAAACCAGGCAAGAGGAACAAACCCGCCAGGACCGUCAGGUCUGAACUGAACGUAGAGCGCGCUUCUGUUCACCGGAGGAUCUGAAGACAACACUGCCCUCUAUAAGAUUUUAUAUGAAGAGUUGCUCCUCUUGAAUAGCAGGAAAGGGCUCACGCUCAGUUUUAGAUAUUCAUGUCUGGACUUUUGGAGUUUAAAAGCAAAAAUGUGAGCAACUGAUGAUCCUCCUUGCACUUAAAGAAAAGGUUUUGUUUGAACUUUCUCCUCAUCCUUAAAGAUUAAAAAAAUGAUGAAAAGGAUGCUGGACAGGAGCAAACUAAUAACAAAGAUGAUAAUAUAUAUAUAUAUAUAUAAAAACAAAAAAAAAUCUUCUUAUUGUGGAUGGCUUUGAGUUACAUGGAUGAUUUUGAAAAGAAAAAAGGUGUAGUUUGUGUAUUUUCUCCUCCUUUGUAUAUGUCCCCAUCCAUCAUGCACACGUAGGAAAGCACAGUAGCAUCCUGACCACAGAGCGCUGCUCAUCUUAGAGCAUCAGACACGUAAACACGUAAAUCUCUAUAAUAAUAUCCAUGCCCAAAAACUUUGUGUCAGUCUGUCACGUAAAAAAAAAAAAAAUCUCAUUACAAUAAAAGUUUUUCUGACUGAACGUGAUCAAACCUGACGUUCCAGGGGUGUGAAUACUUUCUCAAGCCACUGCAUUCCAGUAUCUAAAAACGCUCUGUUUGUAGAGAUUACUAAAAUUCUUGAUUUCUUGAACUUCAGUUGUGGGUUUGAUUACUUUGCUAAAUGUGGAUGACCUUUAUAAAUGAGACAAGAGGAAGCCAGCGGACUAUUUUUGUCUAAUAUGAUCAAAAACACAUCGUGCCAAUAAGCAUGAAUAAGAAAUGUUUGCAUAUCGAUACUACAUGUAUUUUUCACAUCCAUGACUGAACCGUUGACUUUUUAAUUCUAAUCAAUUCAACUUAUUUUACAAAUUCCCUUAGAAUUUGAAAUAUUUAUGCCACACAGUGGCAGACAUUUUUAAUAGAAUUCAACAUUGUGGCAGAUUUUUAAUGUUGCAGAUAUUUGUGUCUCGGAUUUGAAGAGUUCCCAGAACAUCUUCACAAUUCACACGUUCCAAGAAAUGUGUGAACAUUCGUCAGUAAAACCAAGUUUUUACCGACGCAAACCUAUUCAAAUAAAGCACAGGAAAAAAAUUCAAAUCUUUAUAAUAUGUAUUUUUUUUUUUUUUUUUUUGCUUUUGCAGUGAUAUCCAGUGUCUGAUUGAAAAGCCCUCAAUUAAUCAAUUUGACUUAAUAAAGUAAUAAUUUCCAAGGUAUCAAUGGCCCAUACUGUCUUCUUGUUGCUAACAAUGCUAAAAAUAGAUAUAAAAACCCCAAAAAUAUGUAUAACAUAUUUAUUAUUUAUAUUAAAGAUAUAAAUAAUACACAUCAGACAUAUAUGCCUUUCUUUUAAUUGUAACCCUUUAAAUGUUUUGGAUAUUGAAUGGUUUACGCAUCCAUUUCAUACACACACACACACACACACACACACACACAAAUACUGUUUACUUUCUUUAUAGUUGAGCUGGUGCAAAAUAAUAAUAAAA